Molecule: messenger RNA, 1480 nt
Organism: Oryza brachyantha (malo sina)
Lineage: Eukaryota; Viridiplantae; Streptophyta; Magnoliopsida; Poales; Poaceae
Product: LOB domain-containing protein 40-like
Exons: 1
Coding region: 163-1173 (336 amino acids)
Biological process (GO): regulation of gene expression
Source: RefSeq, a predicted model, not a curated record
CUCACACCAAACAUCUCAUCUCCGAGGCUCCAAUCCAACGAGGGCAGUCGAGUCGCAUAGGCUUGGAGAAGAAGAAGAAUAGUACCGCCUCGGUUUCUCCAACAAGUCCGGCACCCAGUUGAUAGGAGAGCGCGACAGGGGUUUCCGGAAGCAUUUUCGAAGAUGCGGAUGAGCUGCAACGGUUGCCGGGUGCUGCGCAAGGGGUGCAGCGAAGGGUGCACCAUCCGGCCGUGCCUGCAGUGGAUCAAGACCCCCGAGGCGCAGGCCAACGCCACCGUGUUCCUCGCCAAGUUCUACGGCCGCGCCGGGCUGCUCAACCUGCUCGCCGCCGGGCCCGACCACCUCCGCCCCGCCGUCUUCCGCUCCCUCCUCUACGAGGCCUGCGGCCGCAUCGUCAACCCGAUCUACGGCUCCGUCGGGCUGCUCUGGUCGGGUCAGUGGCAGGCGUGCCAGGCCGCCGUCGAGGCCGUCCUCAAGGGCGACCCCGUCGUGCAGGUCUCCUCCGAGGCCGCCGCCGCCGCGCAGGCCACGCCGCCUCUCAGGGCCUACGACAUCCGCCACGUCGCCAAGGACGCCGAGGCCGACGCCGCGGCCAACCUGCUCCGCGUCGCGCGCGGCGGCGGCCGCACCCGCUUCAAGCGCGCCUCGUCCAGCUCCAACUCCAAGCACGGCGCCAAGCUUGCCGGAGCAGCCGCCGCCGCCAAGCGCCGCGCCGCGUCCCCCAGCAGCAGCAGCCCGACGCACGAGCCGGAGCCCGAGGCGGUGGUCGUCGUCGGCGACCAUGACGACGACCACCUCCUCCUCCACCCUGCGCUGAGCCACGAGGCCCACGAGGAGGAGUCCGCCGGCAGCCACGACCAUGACGACGGCGACGACGACCAUGUGGUAGAGGACGCCGACAACAACAACAUGGCAAUCGACGACGUGCCGCCGCGGGCGGGAUCGGAGGACACCGAGGUCGAGGCGGGCUCACACGUGAGCCAAGCCGAGCAGAGCCCCGUGCCGGUGGAGGAGGACGAAGAGGAGGAGGUCGGGCUGGAGCUCACGCUCGGGUUCCAGCCGCUUGUGCGCGCCUCGAGGAGGAGGUCGUCAUCGGCGGAGGCGCGCUGCGACCUGAGCGGCUUGAGCGCGGAGUCGAGCCGCAUGGGCCUUCGGCUCGAGCUGCCGGCGUGAGAAGCGGCGUCGCGAGCCGCGACCACCUUUUCUUAGGCUAAUAGGAGAAGACAGUUUUGUUUUCGUGCCAGCAGGGAAACAGGAACAGAGCAAAGCAUCAUUAUUAGUUUUAUUUUUUUUUCUUUUACAACUUUUCCUUUUUUUUGUUUGAUCUGCAUCGUUGUAGGAUUCCCAUGUUCUCAUGUACUUGUGUGAUGUCUGCCUGUACAGACUUUCUCAGGUUCGGCUGUGACAAAACUUGUUCAAAAUCGAUAGAACAAUCCAGAUAUCUGGAAUGGACAAAAAUUGAAAUCCAAUUAUUCUCCAA